Molecule: messenger RNA, 1026 nt
Organism: Ipomoea triloba (trilobed morning glory)
Lineage: Eukaryota; Viridiplantae; Streptophyta; Magnoliopsida; Solanales; Convolvulaceae
Exons: 1
Coding region: 1-1026 (341 amino acids)
Molecular function (GO): zinc ion binding; nucleic acid binding
Source: RefSeq, a predicted model, not a curated record
AUGAGAGUUGGGGCAAAAAUUGGUCGGCCGAUCAACAUCGAUACUGCGACGAGCUUGGUCUCGAGGGCUAGUUUUGCACGAGUGUGCGUGGAGGUUGAUAUCACAAAGCCACUCUUGGCUAAAUUCACACUGAGAAACAGGGUAAGACCAAUUGUGUACGAAGGAUUACAUCUCAUAUGUUUUAAGUGUGGUACUUACGGGCAUAAUGCCGAAGCGUGUAGUUUAAACAGAAAGGAAGUUACUACACUGAGUGAUAACAUGGAUGGCAGUGAGUCACCGGAAAAUGAUGCCGGCGCCGGCAACAGCCAAGGAAAUGAUAGAAGGAAAACUUAUAGGGAAACUACCUUAUUUAGACCAGAAAUUACGGAAGACUAUGGAUCAUGGAUGGUAGCUACAAAGCCAAAGAGGAAUUAUUCCAGGAAUCAAGGGAACGGGAAUCAAGGAGGGAAAGAUAACGGGAAGAUUGAUCAACAUGCGAACACAAAAGGAAAAAAUAGCAGCGCACACCAGGGGUCAAGAUUUGCUUCCCUUGCAGAGAAUAUAAAUGAGGAUGAAGAGCAAGUCACGGAGGGUAACAGUCGAGAACAAAGUGCGAAACAGAGCCAGAACCAGGGAACCAAACGAGCGGCCCAAGCGAAAGGAAAAAGGCCAACGACCCAAAUCUCAGAGAAACAAAUAAUGGGUAACAACAUGCAUGGCAUGCAUAGAACUCAACAUGAAGCAGGGGAGACCAGUACAAGGCGUAACAGUCACAAGAAAACCCAGGGGACACAAAGCAAUCAGGCUGGAGCUGCAACAGAGCACACCUUAGUCACAGGAGACAAGAGCGGGGCCAAAUCCACCCAAGUUUCUGAAACAGAACACGAGGAUCACGCAGAUGGCAUGGAUGGGUUGGAGCUGCUCACCGAACACCAUGGUGACCCCCCGUGUAAUGAGCUACCUGAUAGACCAGAGAUGACGAGCAUUCCCGUGGACCAGGGGAUUCCUGAGGAGACUGGCGUCGAUGCCAUGGAGAUGGAGUUGUGA